Lodderomyces beijingensis is the source of this 573-nucleotide messenger RNA. The record is from the annotation of a GenBank genome assembly. Lineage: Eukaryota; Fungi; Ascomycota; Pichiomycetes; Serinales; Debaryomycetaceae.
AUGCCCCUUGAGAACAGCUUGCCAUUCCCCACGGACGUCAAGUUCCUUUACAUCCCAAUAGACAUCCGCGACACCGAAGCAAUCAACCCCUUGAAAUGCGAACAGCCACUCACGCUCCGAGUCGACUCGCUCAUCUCGAAACUCGCUCAUAGCUACCGACACGAUACAAACUUGCUCAUAGUCUCGGUGCCCGGGGCAUGGACCCCGAUGUGUGGCGAACACCACAUUCCGCCCUUUUUGCUAAAUCUCGAAAAAUUGAAACACCUCCACGUGGGGGCCAUUGUCAUCAUCGGCACCAACGACCCCUUUGUCAUGAGCGGCUGGGGAAAGACCUUGGUUAAAGAGUACGUUGAGAGCGGCACCGACAUUUUCGCCAUGCCGCGUUUAUUCUUUGCCAACGACGUGGGGUUCAGUAAAGAACACGGCCUCACUGUUGAAGUGGGCGGGUUUCUUAGAAAUAAGAGGUAUGCCAUGUUGAUUGAUUGCAAAGACCGCAGAAUCAAGUAUUUUGGAGUGGAGACGGAAAGGAAAAUCGACAAGUCGGGACUCGAUGCCGUAUUGGCCAGGUUGUAG